AUGGACGGCGAGGAGUCUACUAACCCCCUGGUGCCUGGGAAGACGGAGAACCGGGCCCAGGUCGACAAUGCUCUGAGAGCGAUUCACCAAAAGAAGCCAGUCCCUGAGAUCGACUUCACACUCCAUACCAUGGAAGAUAACACGCAAGUCAGCACAAUGGAGCGCGUUUGCAAAGAUGUACAGGCACCCGCAAUGCACCCACCGACCGACGAGCAAUUCUUCUCUCCCCAAGACCCCUCGAAGCCAAAUUUGGCUUUUUUGAAGCAACACUUUUACCGAGAAGGUCGCCUUACAGAGGAGCAGGCAUUGUACAUCAUUGAAGAGGGUACUAAGAUCUUGAAGCAAGAACCCAACCUCCUAGAAAUGGAUGCUCCGAUCACUGUAUGUGGCGAUGUCCACGGCCAAUAUUACGACUUGAUGAAAUUAUUUGAGGUUGGUGGCGAUCCUGCUGAGACUCGAUACCUUUUCCUAGGGGACUACGUCGAUAGAGGGUAUUUCAGUAUCGAGUGUGUGCUUUAUCUAUGGUCGUUGAAGAUCUGGUAUCCCAACACCUUAUGGUUACUUCGAGGAAACCAUGAGUGCAGACAUUUGACGGAUUACUUCACGUUCAAGCUGGAGUGCAAACACAAGUAUUCCGAGAAGAUUUACGAGGCAUGUAUGGAUUCUUUCUGCGCUUUACCGCUGGCUGCUGUGAUGAACAAGCAGUUCUUGUGUAUUCAUGGUGGCCUAAGCCCGGAAUUACACACUUUGGAUGACUUGAAGAACAUUGAUCGCUUCCGCGAACCCCCAACCCACGGCCUAAUGUGCGAUAUUCUCUGGGCAGAUCCACUGGAAGAAUUUGGCCAAGAGAAAACAUCGGAGUAUUUUGUUCACAAUCACGUGCGAGGUUGCUCAUACUUCUUUUCCUACCCCGCAGCCUGUAAUUUCCUAGAGAAGAAUAAUCUCUUAUCGGUCAUCCGUGCGCACGAAGCUCAAGAUGCUGGAUACCGAAUGUAUCGCAAGACCCGGACAACUGGUUUCCCCAGUGUAAUGACUAUCUUCUCCGCGCCCAACUACCUCGACGUCUACAACAACAAAGCCGCUGUCCUCAAGUAUGAGAACAAUGUCAUGAACAUCAGACAAUUCAACUGCACCCCACAUCCAUACUGGCUUCCCAACUUCAUGGAUGUCUUUACUUGGUCUCUACCUUUCGUGGGCGAGAAGAUCACCGACAUGCUGAUUGCAAUCUUGAGCGUCUCCUCUGAAGACGAACUCAAAGAAGACGCCACUCCAUCAACAGUCUCUCCCGGCCCCGUCUCUCCAUCAACCGCAAUCACCCCCUUAGACCCGGAAUCUACCGAAUUCAAGCGAAGAGCCAUCAAGAAUAAGAUCCUUGCCAUCGGCCGCUUAUCACGAGUAUUCCAAGUCUUACGCGAAGAGUCGGAGCGAGUCACAGAACUCAAGACAGCAUCAGGAGGCAGACUCCCUGCUGGGACACUUAUGCUCGGAGCAGAAGGCAUAAAGAAUGCCAUUAACAACUUCGAGGACGCACGUAAAGUUGACCUGCAGAACGAGAGGCUCCCACCUAGCCCUGAGGAGGUCACGCGACAGAGCGAGGAAGGCAGAGCGAAUGCGCUGGAGAGGGCAAAGGAGAGUGCGGAUAAUGAUACGGGUUUACAGAUGAUUUCUAGACGGUUGAGCACGUAA
Molecule: messenger RNA, 1686 nt
Organism: Lachnellula hyalina
Lineage: Eukaryota; Fungi; Ascomycota; Leotiomycetes; Helotiales; Lachnaceae
Gene: cna-1
Product: Serine/threonine-protein phosphatase 2B catalytic subunit
Exons: 3
Coding region: 1-1686 (561 amino acids)
Biological process (GO): calcineurin-mediated signaling; fungal-type cell wall organization
Cellular component (GO): cytoplasm; calcineurin complex
Molecular function (GO): calmodulin-dependent protein phosphatase activity; calmodulin binding
Source: RefSeq, a predicted model, not a curated record